GUGAAGAUACUUUUAAAUUCAACAUUCUCAAAAUUCAUUUAUUAGAAUUACAGCAGGAAAAAGAUAAAAAUUGUAUAUUUUUAAUAGAUUUAUUAGAUAAUACACAUAUACUCUCAAAAUUUAUAUCUUUAAAGUUUCCGUUGAUUACUAGUUUGAUUUGAUACAAUAUGAACAAGAAAAUGAAACUCGGUAAAAACAAGAAAAAAGCAAUAGUUGAUGUCAACGAGAUUGACAAGAGCACUAAAUCAAUUGAACGCUCCGAACAAGUCUGUUCAUUAAUUGAUGGCUAUGAUAUAUUGUUAAAAGCGGACAAAACACCCUUACAAGUUGUUGCGGCAGAUAUGAUAAUAGAUCUUCCGCCCAGUGCAUUGGAAAACAUUGAGGCGGGCGUAAAAAAUUUUCUUAACGGUGUAUGUAUGCAUGAAAUAGAACAAUUUGAAGGGCUUGUCUUAUCAUAUGGUAAUAUCGAAUUUUGCGAUAACUCAGGUAUCAUAUUUGAAGAUUCGCCAUAUGCUCACUUUUUUAUCCGUACUGAAUUUCUGAUAUAUAAUGCAUCAACCGGAUAUAAGUUAUUUGGGAGAGUUGCAAAUCAAUCACUUUCACAUAUACAUCUUCACCUUUAUGAUCAAUUCUACGUCAAGAUCCCUCGCCAUCAUAUCCCUCUUGAUGUAUUCUUGUGGAAAGAUAAUGAUGAGUUUUAUGAUGCAAUGUUCCUUGAUAAACAACUCGACCUAGACAGAAUGUACGCUGAGGGUCAAUGGGUCUUUUCUGACACGGGAGCAACCAUCGAAGAAGACGCUUGGCUUGAAUUCGAAGUGACGGGAGCUGACACGAAUAAUGGUCAGUUAUACCUUAUUGGCUCAUUACUUCAUUAUAGUAAGAAUAAUUAUGAUCAAGAAAAGGCGAAAACUCCUCCUUUGAAAACUAAAGGGAAAGAAAAGACUAUUAUUGAAGAGAAUUAAAAUACACGCGCCGAUCACCAUUAAAACGUAUUAAAAGCUAAUUAUUGAAUUUUAUAAUAUUUAUGACAACUGCAAACUUCGUAUAAUUAAAUUAAACAGCAUUGUUUAUAGUGAAUUAUAUAGCACGUACGUGACGAAUAUGUCACGGAGUAUUGUGAUAUCAUAGCCCGUUGACUUUGUAAUAAAGAAACUAAAAUUUUAACCCCGAAACAAGAAAUUUUUUAACA
Messenger RNA from Rhizophagus irregularis DAOM 181602=DAOM 197198, 1189 nucleotides. RefSeq lists its product as uncharacterized. Gene Ontology annotation, biological process: DNA-templated transcription initiation. Gene Ontology annotation, cellular component: RNA polymerase I complex. Lineage: Eukaryota; Fungi; Glomeromycota; Glomeromycetes; Glomerales; Glomeraceae. The record is from RefSeq and is a predicted model, not a curated record.